This is a messenger RNA of Fonticula alba, 1630 nucleotides long. RefSeq lists its product as hypothetical. Gene Ontology annotation, cellular component: mitochondrial inner membrane. The transcript is spliced from 5 exons. The record is from RefSeq and is a predicted model, not a curated record. NCBI's taxonomy places the organism in Eukaryota, Rotosphaerida, Fonticulaceae. The coding region runs from base 57 to 1490 and encodes 477 amino acids. Gene Ontology annotation, biological process: mitochondrial proton-transporting ATP synthase complex assembly.
CCUCCCCCCCCCCCCUCUCUCUCCCUUUCGACCCAAGCGCUCACCCCUCCCUGGCGAUGCUCACGCACUUGCGGUUGCGCGCCGGCUGCGUUGGCCGGCUUCCGGCCACCUCACCGGCCUUUGUGCGGCUCUUCGCCUCUGCCCCGGCUGGGACCCCCGUUCCUGGCGCCACGCCGGGCCCCAAGUCCCCGGAUCAGGUCUCCGCCGCCGGCACUGCUGACUCGGCUCCCGCUGUAACCGCUGCUGCUGUGGACGAGACCACCGCCUCCAGCGCCUCCAGCGCCAUCGCGGGCACCUCCACCAAGGGUUCCGAUACGGCCGCCGACCGGCCGCAGGAGAUCCUCCCCCACCUGCACGAGGACCUGACCCCCGAGCAGCGCCAGGCGCUGGUGGACCAGGCCAUCGGGCAGCUGGGCCCCACUCAGCGGCGGUGGUUCGACCGGCUGUCGUACUUUGUCAAGUUGUGGAUCCCCUCCAAGCCCACCCCGCCGCCGGUCAGCACGGAACCCAUUCCGGAGUUCCCGUUGACGGCGGCCGCACGCGAGCGCCGGCGCCAAGCCAUUGCAGCCGGCGAGGAGGCUCCCCAAUCCAAUGUGGCUGCUGUGACCCAGUGGCUGAAGGAAAACAACACCAAGAUCAUGCCGCGUGCCGUGGAAGGCAACCGCAUGCGCAUGUACGAGCUUCGUCGGCAGAACAAGAACAUGAUGCGCGUCAUCACUGGCGGCGCCAAGGAUUCGGCCCUGGCCACGGGCGAUGUCAUUCCCCUGGCCCAGGCCAUCACCCUGGCCGACCCGAUGGUCAUCCCCCUGCCGGUGCCACCGGGCACCCGUUCGCUGUCCGCUCGAGUGACCGAGGCACUGGCGGCCUUGCCGGAGGAUGCCACCCCCGAGGCCGUGGAUCAGGCGGCCGAGGCCGCGCGCAAGGCCGCUGGCGCCGAGGUGGCCCGCGCAUGGGACGGCAAGACCCCCGACGCCGUGCCCCUGUCGCAGCAUCUGCUGCGCAAGCACCGCUUCUCCGUGGUCAUGGUGUCUACCUGCAACAAUGCCCUGGAGCAUCUGGAGCUCUACUAUCGUGUUUUGAAGAUGAUGUUUGCCCCGCAGCUCGGGACGACCAUUGGCCUUGUGAAUAUCCAAUACCUCGAGCGCUCGGUCUACCGUAUGAUCCUUGGCUCGAUCAUGAAGAACUUGCUGAUGCAGCCCGGUGUCUUUGACGACCAUUCGGAUGUCGUUCUGCGUAUCGGCCCAAGCGCCGAGAUCCGCCGGCCGAAUGGCUUCGAAGACAUCUACUCUGGCCAUCUGGCCAUCGUCGACCAGCAGGGCCGCGUCCGUUGGAAGGCCUCCGGCUCGCCGGAGGAGUCCGAGCUGGAGGCCUUUGUCGAGGCCCUGGGCAAGCUGCUGGCCGAGCCGGUGACCGACGGGCCGGGCGCCGCGACACACACCGCCCCGACCGGGCACCAUCGCGGUGGCCAUGGCAAGCGUGGCAAGAAGUGAUCGGACGCCAGCCUCCGCUUAUGUAAGUCAUGGUCGCUCCUCCCCUGCCUGCCUUCUCCUCUCCCUUCCCCUCCUCCGCAGGGAGCGGGGGGGGCGCGGGAGGGGGCCCAACAAAAAAUCACAUAGAAUAGACCCGCACA